This is a messenger RNA of Paramecium primaurelia, 4541 nucleotides long. NCBI's taxonomy places the organism in Eukaryota, Ciliophora, Oligohymenophorea, Peniculida, Parameciidae. The record is from the annotation of a GenBank genome assembly.
AUGAACGAUAACUUUAUAGAUGAAGAAAAUGAAGGCAAUAUUUAAGAUGACAGAAAAAAACAUUACAACUAAUUAUUAAGUACUUGCUAGAAAGUUUCAAUUGGAUGUUUGUCUAUAAGUGGAUUGGCUAUCUUUAUUUUAUCAUUUUUUAUUCCGUCCAUUGUUGAAAAUGUGAUUAAUGGUAAAGUACCAGAUUAAGUGAUUCUGACAGAGUCAAAUAGUGGAUUAUGGGCAAAGCUACCAGGUGAUUCUUAAGUUGAUUUAAUGAGAGUAUUAACAGUCUAUGAACCAACAAAUUUACUUGACGUCAUUUUUCGUGGGUAAAAACCUUAAUUUAUAGAACAUGAAAAAGUUUACUCACUAAUUCAAGUGCAAGAAUUUACUAAUAGGACAUAUUCAGAAGAUGGUAAUGAAGUAACUUGUAAUAGAUAUGUAACGUUUUAAGAAAAAAAUGCAGAAGAAGGUACAAAAGAAUACUAAGUAUUAAAUCCAGGAUUAUUUGGAAGUUGGUAUUUAGGUACUCAUUUACCAUAACCAAAAUUAACUUGGAUGACUAUAGGAUAAGUUAUGUAUAAUCUGUAGGAAUAAUUAGUGUUAAAUAUUUAUUAUUAAGGGUUUCAUUAUCAAUUUGUAAAAGAUGAAGCAUCAUGUCAUGCAUUAUUGAAAAUGAUAACUGAUGAAUAAAAAAGAAAGGAUAUGUUUUAUGAUAAUUUCAUGGGAUUAGGUAAUCCUGACACUAUGGAAAAUUGGGUUCGUUUAGGUUUGGAAGGACAUGACUUUGGACCUGCAGGUUAAUUACUAAAGGAUUACUUCGAUCUAAAUUAAGAACUUGUAAAUGAUAUUCGUAAAGCAAUAAGUUAACAAAUUAAAGCCAUUAAUGUAUCUGCAAUGGCUAAUAGUUAUAAUUGUAAUCCAUAUGGAUAAGAACCAGAUUAAAAGAAAUAUAAAUAUGAUUGCACUGGUAAAUAUUUUACUGCUUUAUAAUGGUAAUCAAGUGGAAUAUCAGCUAAUCCUCCUCCAGGUUUAGGAAUUUUACCUACAGAUUCUGUUAACUUUACAAAUAAUACAUUACAUGAUUAUAUAGAAAUUGCAUAUUAUUAUAAAGGAGGAGAAUUUGACACAGAUUAUGGAGAAAUUACAUUUGAUUUAGAUUGGGCAUAUUAAUUCUUAAAUAGAAAUUAUGAUUAUCCUAAUGGUGAUUAUCUUAAAGAUCAAAAUAUAUUAUAACAUAAAGGAAAUGUUGAAUUUAUUUAUGAAAUAGGUGCUAAAUUUGAUAAAAGUAAGAAUUUAGAAGACUUAAAACCAUUAUAAGAGAGAUUUUAAAUGAAAUCAUUAGAAUAAGCACAUGUAGUAUAUAGAUGGGUAUAAUAAAUGGGUGUCAAUUUUUCUUAUAGAAGAAAUUUAGGUGGUAAACUUGAACAUGGAGGUAUUGGUUUAUUUGCUAGUGAAUCAAUAUAUUAUCACUUUAGAAAUGUUAGUGAAUAUUUAUUACCUUAUUUAAUAAGUUCAGAAAUGAUAUAUAAAUAGAAAUGGAAAGAUUGUAAAACUAUGUUUAAAUAAAGUAUUGGAAAUAUAGAUGAUAAAUAGGCUGAAUCAAUUUGUAAAAGUAUGGGAUAUUAAUUAAAUAUUAAUCAUUUUAUGACUAUAUAAUAAUUAUGUACAUUUGGAGUUUAUGGAUCUUAAUUGUAAGAAUUUGGAAAGAAUCAUUCAUUAAGUUAAAAUUAAAUUUUUGAGAUUUGUUCAGAUAAAGGUUCUACUGAUCAAUCUUUUUAAAAUGUUAUUCAAAUUGUACAUAAAGAANCUCAUUUACCAUAACCAAAAUUAACUUGGAUGACUAUAGGAUAAGUUAUGUAUAAUCUGUAGGAAUAAUUAGUGUUAAAUAUUUAUUAUUAAGGGUUUCAUUAUCAAUUUGUAAAAGAUGAAGCAUCAUGUCAUGCAUUAUUGAAAAUGAUAACUGAUGAAUAAAAAAGAAAGGAUAUGUUUUAUGAUAAUUUCAUGGGAUUAGGUAAUCCUGACACUAUGGAAAAUUGGGUUCGUUUAGGUUUGGAAGGACAUGACUUUGGACCUGCAGGUUAAUUACUAAAGGAUUACUUCGAUCUAAAUUAAGAACUUGUAAAUGAUAUUCGUAAAGCAAUAAGUUAACAAAUUAAAGCCAUUAAUGUAUCUGCAAUGGCUAAUAGUUAUAAUUGUAAUCCAUAUGGAUAAGAACCAGAUUAAAAGAAAUAUAAAUAUGAUUGCACUGGUAAAUAUUUUACUGCUUUAUAAUGGUAAUCAAGUGGAAUAUCAGCUAAUCCUCCUCCAGGUUUAGGAAUUUUACCUACAGAUUCUGUUAACUUUACAAAUAAUACAUUACAUGAUUAUAUAGAAAUUGCAUAUUAUUAUAAAGGAGGAGAAUUUGACACAGAUUAUGGAGAAAUUACAUUUGAUUUAGAUUGGGCAUAUUAAUUCUUAAAUAGAAAUUAUGAUUAUCCUAAUGGUGAUUAUCUUAAAGAUCAAAAUAUAUUAUAACAUAAAGGAAAUGUUGAAUUUAUUUAUGAAAUAGGUGCUAAAUUUGAUAAAAGUAAGAAUUUAGAAGACUUAAAACCAUUAUAAGAGAGAUUUUAAAUGAAAUCAUUAGAAUAAGCACAUGUAGUAUAUAGAUGGGUAUAAUAAAUGGGUGUCAAUUUUUCUUAUAGAAGAAAUUUAGGUGGUAAACUUGAACAUGGAGGUAUUGGUUUAUUUGCUAGUGAAUCAAUAUAUUAUCACUUUAGAAAUGUUAGUGAAUAUUUAUUACCUUAUUUAAUAAGUUCAGAAAUGAUAUAUAAAUAGAAAUGGAAAGAUUGUAAAACUAUGUUUAAAUAAAGUAUUGGAAAUAUAGAUGAUAAAUAGGCUGAAUCAAUUUGUAAAAGUAUGGGAUAUUAAUUAAAUAUUAAUCAUUUUAUGACUAUAUAAUAAUUAUGUACAUUUGGAGUUUAUGGAUCUUAAUUGUAAGAAUUUGGAAAGAAUCAUUCAUUAAGUUAAAAUUAAAUUUUUGAGAUUUGUUCAGAUAAAGGUUCUACUGAUCAAUCUUUUUAAAAUGUUAUUCAAAUUGUACAUAAAGAAUUAAAGGAUAAAUAUAAAUGUUAAUAUACUCAUUGUUCUAAAUAAGAAUUAGCAAUUAAAUAAUUUGCUAGAUGUGAAAUUACAUUAAAUCCACCUCCAUCUUUAAUUAAAUAAAAGAGUAUUCAUUAUUGGAACAAAAAGUAAUUCCCUCGUCCUUUUGAAUAUGGUUAUUUUAUAACAGAAUUUAAAGAUAUAUUUACUAAAGAACCACCAUAAAUGACAGAUUUCUAAGCUUAAAAAUUAUUACAUUUUAAAGGUAUAUUUAAUCCUUUAGCAGUCACUUCAGCGUUUAUUUAUGAAAAAAAUCAUCCAGAAUUUUAUUUGAAAUUUAUAGAUAUCUAUUAAGUAAGAGAAUAUGAACAUUUAACAUAAUAUUUACGUUUUGCUGCUAUUCAAGGAGUAAUGGGUGGAAUGUCAACUACUAAAACUCCUAAAGAGUUAUUUUUUGGUUAUUCUGAAUCUUUAGGAGAGGAAUUAAAAAAUAGUGAUCCAGCUGGAAAUGGUGACCCAGCUACAAAUUCAUGGGUUAUGUUGGGAGAUCCAAAUAUGACAAUAGCAGAUAGUUAUAAUUAUCCAUAAGUAUUAUACACAGGCAAAGAUAAUUUAACAAUGACAAGAUAUAUUAAGUCUAUGAAUAAAUAUGAUUAUGCAAUUGUAAUAAUAUUUAAUGAUAAAUAUAGUACAAUUAUUCAUAUUUUGAUGGGAAUAAGACAGUUACUAAAUGGGAUAAUCCAUGGAAUGAAAAAGAAUAUAUUACUUCAUCAACUGAUGGUAUUACUUUUAAACCGUAUUUAAAAUAAGAAGAUGUAAUUAGACUCUAUGUUCCUUAGAUAUAUCGAGUGUGUAAUAAUAAAUUAUAAUGAUAUAUUAUAGUGGAAAUGAAGUCUAUUUCUGAUGGUCCAAAAAUAUAUGGGUUAGAUACUAUUCAUUUUGAAUUAGAUUUGGAUAAUCUCAAUAUUAAUCCAAAAUAUAAUAAUUAAUGGAAUGGAACAAUUAAUAUGGAAAAACCAUUCAAUGCUCCAGCUGUUGUAUCAUUGCCUCAUUUCUAUAAAAGUAAUAGUAAUCUUUCUGAUCUCAUAACAAUUAAAAAUAAGGAUGGACAUGUGAUAAAUGCUUCUGAUUAUGAUAAAAUUUAUGCCAAUAUAGAAAAAUACUCUGGUGCUCCAUUACAAGCAGUCAUAUAAUUGAUGAUUUCAAUGAAAAUUUAAAAAGAUGAAUUGUUUAUAAAUGUUAAAGAAGACAUGGUGUUGCCUUUAAUCACACUAUUUAAUUCAGGCAAUUUCACUGAAAAAGGUGUUAAAGCAAAUUUUGGAGAACUAAAAACUGGACUUUCUACAAUUAAUUGGGGAUGGUAUUUAAUAAUGAGUGUUGGAAUAAUUAUGAUUUUGGGUGCAAUUCUUAUUGUAGUGAUAGCAAAAUAUAAAAAAUAGAAAGUAGAUUCAGUCUAUAGUGAACAAUGA